This is a messenger RNA of Hermetia illucens (black soldier fly), 6972 nucleotides long. It is a transcript of the gene bif, whose product is annotated as serine-rich adhesin for platelets. Gene Ontology annotation, molecular function: microtubule binding. The record is from RefSeq and is a predicted model, not a curated record. The coding region runs from base 1631 to 6088 and encodes 1485 amino acids. Lineage: Eukaryota; Metazoa; Arthropoda; Insecta; Diptera; Stratiomyidae. The transcript is spliced from 5 exons. Gene Ontology annotation, biological process: chemotaxis; neuronal signal transduction. Gene Ontology annotation, cellular component: rough endoplasmic reticulum membrane; nuclear membrane.
GUUUGCUUUGCGGCGUUUUGUGUUGUGCAAUUCUCCUCCCUCGUCGGGCGCGCACUGAAGCGCACCAUCAACGACCACCGCAACGCCGCGCUCGAGUGACGGCGAAGGCAAUGCGAAAGCGAAAACGUGUACAAAACACAAAGUGAUAAACCAGCGAAAAGGAAAAGCGCAAGAAAAUCGAGAAAACUUAUUCGUUCUUUGGGCGAACGUUGACGUGACGUCGAUAGGAAUCAACGGCGGGCGUACGGGCGACAGUUGACAGUACCGCGAACGUGUCGGCGGCGGUUGAAUGCGAUUUUCUGUUUUUCCAAUUUUCCGAGGGGAAUUGAACUAUUACAAUUUGUCCGGCGAGUUCCAAUAUUUCACAUGGACUGGCUGCAGUUCGCGAAACGCUAAAACCUUCGCUGGACGACUUUGUGUGUGGAAUUGUUAGAAAACGAAUUUGUUUUGCGAUUCUGUUUUUGUCCGAAUUGUUUUUAUCGACAUUUCGCGCUAUUCUGACGCGGCUGUGGGGUUUUUGUGCGUUAACGCAGCGGCUCGGUUGGGUGCCUCGCGCAGGUUGGCUCCGCUUUGUUUCUUUAUGCAAACGAGGAAUGGAAUUCAACUGAAUUACGGGGAGUGUACUGUGGAGUCGUCCAGCACACUUUGUACCUGUUUUUCUGAUUAUCUGUUGAUGUCGGUUGUGUUUUAUCAUUGAGCGCCUUUAGUCGGCCAAUCACCACAUACCGAGCAAGUGCACACGCAAUUCGAGAGCAGACAAUUGAAAAGUAAAAGUGAAAGAUAAAAACAUCAACAAAAAGCUCGGCGGGCCUCGCAACUGUGAAUCUCCCACAACAAAGCACGGCAGACACUUAGGAAACGUGUUCCGCCUUCUGGAUCGGCGCACGGCUGCAGCAAUAACGGGCGCAACAAAAGUACAGAAGCAACAAACGUGCCGCCCGCCAGUCAUUACUCUCUGUCUGUGUUGUCUCUGGGUUCGUUUGUCAUCCCGCGAUCCCUUCAACCGGGCGCCAGCAGCCUCCUAGGAUUCCCGCUUUUUAAUAUUUCGUCGGAAUUGCAGGAAAGCUCCAGUGUUGUGUGUCAUCAAUCCACGGAAUAUAGACGAGACGAGUCCCUGAAAGGUAUGUGCGCCUGGGGGUUGUUGCAGCGAUAGCGCCGUCAUCAGUUUUCCACCCCCACAGGUGGCGAGGGACGGGGACGGGCAGCCAACUACCCCGACAUUCGCAGCCCAGGGAGCGGAGCCCCAUCCCCAGCGUGUGAUUUGAAUUUGUCAUUCAGUUCCAGUCUAGCCGGGCGUUGUUUUGUGUCGGCCGUCUGAGUUUGUGUUCUGUUUGUGCUCGCCGCAUGCCUUCUCAGAAUUACCUAAAACAGACAAGUGGCCGCGGAUAGAUAAGUGACUAGGAAACAACUCUAAAUGCAAAGAGCUGUCGUUUUGAUAUUUGAUGUGAGUGCAUUUAACCGGACGACGACGAAGGCGGUGCAGAAAUCGGGAACGGGUAAAAGGCCGACGCGCAAAGUUCACCUUACAGACGGACUCGUGAGUAACCGGGGGCGGUGGUGGCAGGGUUAGAAUCCAAUUAGUAGCCAGUUAGUGUAGUCUCGCAGGGGUGAGGUGUUGAGUGAAACGGCAAUGGCGGCUGCAGCGACAGAAGCUGGCAACGAAAGUUGUCAUGGCAUGCAAAUGACCAAAGAAAGCGCCAUAGGCGCGGCGACCACACAGUCAACAACAUCCAAUACUGCGCCAAAUACCAAUCGGACGGUAAUAACGGGAAGCGAAGAAGCGGCAACAGUCGCGACGGGAGCCACUCCAUCCACCGCAAGUACAAUCUCCACCGCACCGGCUGCAGAUGGCAACAGCGGUGACGACGAUGAUGCAACCAUGCAAACUGCCAGUGUAUCGCCGGCGAUGUCGUUUGAUACUGGCGACGAUGAAUUUGUCGUUGCAUCCACCGCGGAGACCGCAACAACAGGUAGCGAUUUUGGGUCAGGGUUGACGGUUGCAGCAUCGCCCACCGCAGCCACCAAUGGUGGCAUCAUCCAACCCAGCGAUCCCGAUAUCACCGUCGCCAUGCCGCAAUGGAAGAAAGAGUUGAUUCAGCGUCGCAAAGCCAACAUCGCUCGGACUAUUGGAGCGAAUCAGCUCGGGGCAUGUUCUAUGAAAGGGACAUCAAACUCAUCUACAACAACAAUGGCUGGAGGAACUGCGCCGGGGACACUACUAUCGCCGACAUCACCUGUUCUGUCCAUAGCAAAAAAUUUCUGCAACGAUAGCAUUUCAGCAAGGGGCAAUGGAGUUGCAUCGAAUAGCGGCCAUUCGAUUGGUGUAAAUAAUGGUGUAAAUGCCAGAACACCGGACAUUAUUCAGCAUGAUGCAAGCUCGGGGGGUCAUUAUACGGCCUGUAGCCUGCAGCAACAACAUCAACAACAGCUGCCAUGCGUGGACAACAACAAUUCUAGUCAAGUGGCUGUUCCAGGCCCGAUUUUCGCUAAACCAAAGACUUCUUUUACUGGCGUUGGGACCGGCAGCGGCAGCGAGGGCAGUAAGUGCACUAAUGGUGGAAAGGCAACAACAACAGCAACAACUCGUGGCAGUGGAACUUGUUUGACAACAUCGCAACAAAACGAAUCGUCGAGGCCGACAUUCAGCGGCCGACAAAGCCAGAGCCAGAGCCAGCAGCAAUCCGAUUCCGUGGUCUCGCAAGUCUCGUCUUCGAGCUCGAUUCCGUCUCAGUUACAUUCCAGACUCGAUGUUGAGCGUUCCGCCGGGGAGUCGUCGUCGCAGUCGCUAUCGCCACCCCAACCGCAGUCGGAACCAUGUAAUUUCGCCGCGACCGGGACUCCGUCGUUUAUCAAAAAUCCAUACGUGAAUAAAUCCACCAAUAAGUUCAGCAAAUACAAGAGUUCUAGUGUGAAAUCGAGCGCGAAUGCGAAUAGUGUGCCGCCGAACGGGAUUAACAAUAGUGCGAAGAGUAGUAGCCCAAGCAGUGUUACCAGCGCCAGCACCAGUGGUAGCAGCAGAAAGAUGGUCGCCGCCCAGGAGUUGAGCGACACCAACGACACCUUCGAUGACUUCGAUCCUUCCGAGGAGCUGCAGUACGGUCCAGGAAUUGUAUCCAAACUUCGUUGCCGCUACUUGAGCUUAGCAUUGAGGCAAUCCGCCGGUAAGCAGCGGCCAGCUCUAGAUAAUCUCAGGAGGGCCACAAGUUUGAAUAACUUGCUGGACGACGAUGAUCGCGGCAGCAACAGCAGCUGCACCACGGCCACGGAUCACACAGCCUCUUCUGCACAUGUCUCGGACCGGCCUAAUUCCGAAAAUAUGGGCAAAUCGCCUGACGAGUUUGUUGCAACUUUCCAAAAGAAUCUGAAGGUAUCGGACAAGCAGCGAUCAUGGCACACGAAACGUGGGAAUGAUUCAUUGAAACGCGCCCGAUCCGUCGAGGCAUUGCUGGUUUAUGGCGACAAAGCCUGGGAGAACGACGGGUCCACCGUCACCUCGAACGGGAUUCCGGUUCAGAUGCGCUACAGCUACAUGCAACCCGUGGAGCCUGCAAAAUCAGACAUUUCCUCGAUCGGCUCGUCCACUGAAGUCACCAUCGAGGACAAGAUCAUUAGUGUUCGCGAGCGAAGCGCUCUGAACGAGAAGCCACCCAAGAAAAUAUCACCGUUUAUGGAUGAAACCGAACGCCCACCGCCUGAUGUGGUUAAGCAGACACUCAAAAUCUUCGAAGCUAGUGCGAACAGACGUGGACGCGGUCUCUCUCGGAAUAACAAUUGCAACGGCGAGGUGGCUACCAAAGUGCGUAACUACAAGUCAAUUAUCUCGCAGGAGAAGCCUCCCAUUAUCUUCCCGAAGCCACCAUUGAGCCCCAAGAAGAAUUUCCGUAAGCCUAGCACUCCGCCAGGCAGCCUGGAUAUAGUACCGGUGAAGAGGAUCAGCAACAACCAGCAGCAAACUACUGUAAAUAACAGUUUUUGCAACAAUGCUAACAACAAAAAAUCACCCACAUCUGGACAACUUGGCAGUCCAACUUCCAGCAUUUCGAAGAAAUUCGCCUCUGAAUUGGACGCAGCCCCGAUCGUUGACUCACAGCCAUCGGUCACAGCUAUUGGAACAACUGCUGAACCGAAAAUUGGUUCGCCACCCAUCCCGUCUGCUCGCACCAACAUUCCCUUUAGACACAGCUCCAAAAACGAAAGUACCCCUAUUCGGAGUAACUCAAAUGGUGACGGCAGCCAGAGCCCACAAACACCGGACAUUAUUCCGCGCAAAAUUUUCGAGUCCGGCCCGAAUUUCGGUGCUGUUGAUUCACCCGUUACACAGCUCACCAAGCAAAUAGAACGUUUGAAGAUCGAGUCACCAAUGGUUCCCCAACCGGCUCCAGAGACACCCAUGUCACCCACAGUGGGCGGUUUGUCGCCGAUCGCUAAAUUGCCGCAGAAGUCGAAACCGAGCUCAGAAUCGGAGGAAGAUGACGAUGACCUGGACGGCGAGACGCCAACCAAACGCAUUUCCAAGUCAGCACUCGAGAACAUUUCCAAAGCAGGAACAACACAACAAUUCAACUUCAGCAGUGUCAAUAAGUCGUCACAUAUUGGUAGCAAAUCGCCGUUACCAACAGCGGUAACGCCAGCCGUUAAUGGCAGUAGCAAUGCUACAACAACGGCAUCCGCUCAUCUAGCAACAAUCACGGCCGCGGCCAGUGCAAAGCAAGUUGGGGUUAUCCGACCGUUGAUUGCUGAACCAAAACAACAACAGCAACAGCAGCCAGAUAGCAGCAAGCUGAAGCAGAGUUCCCCGAAUGCAACCCCUGCAACACCCGAUUUCACCUCCCACACAGACGAAAUCGCAACCGCAAAAGCUCGUGAUAAUUUAGUCAUAUCGAAUUUAAGUCAACAACAACAGCAGCAGCAGCAACAAGUGCAACAAUCCCCGGAUAACAUAACAAACAAUCUUAGCAGUAAAACCAAUAAUAGUUUUAGUAACAAUAACAGUAAUAGUAGCAUCAAGACGAGCAUCGACGCGGACCCUGUACCGGCGCCAUCGACAGUCUUGCAACCGCCACGACCAACCCUAACGUCACGUGAAAUCGAAAAGAACUUGAUCAAUACGAAGAAGAAUGAGGAGGCCAACUUGCUGGAGGCGGCCAAUAAUAGUGAUAAUGGUGUUAAGUGGCAAUUCGCAAAGAAGAAGCCCAGAAGUGCUGGUGCAGCACAACAACAACAACAGGCAACACAGAAUACAAUGAUAUUCAAUUUUAAGGAUCGCAAGGAGGUGCCGGAUUAUAUUGAAAAUGAUGGAUUAUUAUUUAGGAGGAAGCGAGAAUUACCAAAGCCAAACGAGUCCGGUUUUGUUUUGCUCGGUGAUCUUUCAUUGGAAACAUCAACAGAUCCAGAUGAUGAAUGGACAAUGGGACCACCUUCACCUUGUGAUGUUGAAUUCGAAAAUGCCAAUAUUAUAAUUGAUGGAAAGUCUAGUAUAAGGAUUAGAUCGAGAGACGUUAGUUUAAGAGUACAAUUCGAUGAUACGCUAACAUCAACCUUCGAAUAUCCAUCGGAAUCAUCAUUUUUCGAUGAUCCACUAACUGAUAAUGCCAACAUUCCGGAUAAUAUGGGUCAUAUUGUCACUGCCAACACCACAGCAACCUCUACCACCGCCGUCGCCGCCAAUUCUGCAACCACCGAGGAAAUUAUUAAAAAUCCGGGCCAGAAACUGCUGGGAAGCAUGUCAUUAGGCUCGGCUCCCCUAGGUAGCUACAUUCCAAUGAAAGCUCAAAUCAAUACACAUUUCGAAUUAGGUGUAACCCGAAGCCCCGACACAGAUGAUGAAUUCCGCAAGCACAGCAACAAUACAAUUGCAUCGAAGACGACGACAACAACAACAAAUGGAAACUCAUCAGAUAACGAAACGACAGCGUUAUUGAAAACUACCAACGCAUCAUGUAAUUCAAAUGGUGUCGAUUACAUACUAAACGGUAGCUCUGGAUGUAAUAACGAUGAACCGGAAAGUCUUCAAUAUCUAAAGCCUGCAACUGACGAUCUUACGGUCGCUUAUAGUGAGGGAACUCAAAAGACCGAUUUAUUAUAUUAAAUUAUUAUUGCUAUUAUCAGUGCAUUGAAGAAUUGAUUAUUUCUAAUGUAAUUCGAUUAUUAUAGUUGUGUGAGUGUUGUUUUCGUUUUGAUAUUUUUCUAAUGAUUUUAGUUUGAUGAAAUCUGUAAAGAAAAUAAAAUGAUUUUUCGCCCAAAAAAAACGAAAAUUACUUUGAUCGGCACCAAUCACACUCUUGGAAAGAAAGGAGGAAAUAGACCUACAAAUUUACACCCCACACAACAAUUUUUCCAAAAGAAAAGAUUCGGAUGUAAAUUCUAGAUUUUGUUUUGUUGAAUUAUUAUUGUUUAUUGCGUCUAAUUUGUAUAUAAUUUUUCACACAGAAACACUGCUACGGAUCAGAAGAGCAUUUAUCAAUUGUGAAUUUAUGAUUCAAAGAAUUAUGGAGGAAAUCAAAAUUUGUAAUAUUUGAAAAUGUUGAAAAUGUCAUUCCAGGAACAAAAAAGAUAAAGACGAAGUCGAAGACAAAAGACAUUUAUUUAUCGUCACUUUGUAUUGAGAAGUUCACGUUCAGUCUUGUAUAUAAAACGAAAGAAACACGAAACAAGUACUUUCCUAAGUUUACUCCAUAUGAAGCCUCUUAGAAGGGGAAGGAUUUUGCUUUCAAAGUCUAGUUUGGAAUUUAUUUCGCUUCUACUAUCGAUAACUACUAUUACACUACGAUAUGAAAGGAAAUAAAACCUAUAAAUAUUAUCAUUCCUAAGUAAAAUUAUUCCAUAGAGUUAUACGUAGCAAUUAAUUAUUCUUAUGAUAAAUACUAAACAGAAACAAUGCGAUCUAGACCAUGUUUAUUUCUGCAUUUGGUUUUUUUUUUAUGAUACGAGCGAAAGAAAUUGAUAUGAAAAUAAAAUAUUAUUGUCGAAGCA